GGCUCGGCCGAGUUCGGUGGCGCGUAAAUCGAGAAGCCGAUAAACGUGCGCGCCGUUCAGCUCGAUCGGAGGAUUCGAUUAUUCCCCGCUGUCGCCGUGUUCUCCGUGCGAUUCUGGAAAGUCGCACGAUCGUUCACCGCGCGGUCCGCCGCCGUGCCACGAAAACCUUGUGAGAGAUCGUGGUCGUACGAGACAGUCGCCGAGGAACAGGAUCGCAUACGCGCGACCUUCCUGAACGUGUUCUGUCGUCGGUGAACAUAUUGCGCUCGUAAUGUUGGCACUAUUUGUCGGGACGGCGGUCGUCGCUACCGACCGCCGAGGAUUAUUGAUUUCCUCGCUUCGCCGCGUAUAUAUGUCCUUCGCGUAAAUAUCCGCGAAACACCAUGUGCCGGCGCGAUUGAGCAGGUAUCGUCGAUCGGAAAAGCUCCUCCGUGGAGCGACGAGAGACGCUCCACGGAACGGAUCGCGAGAGAGAAAGAGAAAGAUCGUUACGAGAAAUUCCUCGCGCGAGAAAAGGAGAAAAAACCAGAGUUGCGCGAAAGCUCGAGGGGGAACAGAUGGAAUGUCGGCGGGGCAGAGAGGGGCGGAGGGGGAAAAGAGAGAAGAAAAACGAAAUAAUAGUGGAGCCGUGCUGCAGAGCCUUGAGAAUAAACUCACGAAUGAACGGGAUGGUUCGAAUAAUUACACGCGUCCACGGCUUUGACUUGGGCGGAUGAUAUGCUUCGCGUGCUUGAAGUAGCAUUUCCCUUCCUGAUGUGCAACUUGAUACGUUCGUCGAUUUGCGACAUGCAGUUUUUAUCACACAACUCUGAAACUUAAUUUAUUUGAUAAAUAAUAAAAAAUGGCGGAUACGGAUCCACAGUUCAAACGCUUUUUAUUGCCAGCAGAGGAAACUCUGUUUGAACAGUUGCUAAGAUUUGGGCUCUAUGUGGGUGCUGUAUUUCAAAUAAUGUGUUUGCUAGCUAUAGUAAUCUAUCAGGCAGGUCCAUCGGAUGGUGUAGCAGCUUUAAAGGAUGAUCCAAGCGACGUAGAAUGCUCUGAAAAUAGCCCACAAGUAACACCGAGAAGACCUCACCGGCCGCGCAAGCAAGAGAAGAAAAAGAGACGUUAAAAUACUGACUACUCUACCGAGUGAUCAAAUGUCACAUUUUAUUGAAUGAUAUUUAUAUCUUACAUAAGACUGUGAAAUAAUUCUUUAGUUAUAUGUAUUUGUUAUAAGUUAUCUAUUAAAAAAACAUUUUUCCAGUA
Messenger RNA from Harpegnathos saltator (Jerdon's jumping ant), 1248 nucleotides. RefSeq names its product protein anon-73B1. The record is from RefSeq and is a predicted model, not a curated record. Lineage: Eukaryota; Metazoa; Arthropoda; Insecta; Hymenoptera; Formicidae. The transcript is spliced from 3 exons. Bases 842 to 1111 code for a protein of 89 amino acids. Gene Ontology annotation, cellular component: membrane.